AUAUAUUUGCAUUUAAUUUUUUCGUUAUCAUCAAUGCAUGAUAUAGUGCUACUACCUCUCAAAUAUGUAGUACAUGUAUAUGUGUGAUGGUUGCCAAACCUCUUCUACCCUCCACCAUAUUAAUAUUUUCCACUUUAUAAAUUUCAACCCUAUAACAUUUUCAUAACUUUCUCUCUUUCAUUGGAAUUAAUGAUGGAAAACCAAGACCUCUCACCAAACCCACCACCACUUCUUCAAAACAACAACACUUCUAUUCCCUUCUUCUUCACAAACCCUUUGGAAUCUCAAGAUGAUCAAGGCCUUGCAAUUGGUGAUAUAGAUAUUUGGGGUAACUUUUUCUUAGGCCAAAAUAACAACUUGCUUGUUGGGGAUGGACCUAAGAAGACAUUAAUGGAUGUUCAAUGCACUUCUUCUAAUUUGGUGAUUAAUAAUAAUAAUGAAAUAAUUAGUGGGAGUUAUAAACAUGAAGAAGAGGAGGAGGAAAAGCUGAUGGGAAACAAAGAGGAGAAAAGGGUUAAAGGUGGGAGAGUGAUGAAGAAGACAACAAGAGUGCCAAGGUUUGCGUUUCAAACGAGAAGUGUUGAUGAUAUUUUGGAUGAUGGUUAUCGCUGGAGGAAAUAUGGACAAAAAGCUGUCAAGAACACCAAAUUUCCAAGCUACUACCGAUGCACACAUCACACAUGCAAUGUGAAGAAACAAGUGCAAAGGCUAUCGAAAGAUACUAGCAUUGUGGUGACUACUUACGAGGGAAUUCACAACCACCCAUGUGAGAAGCUCAUGGAAACCCUAACUCCUCUUCUCAAGCAAAUACAAUUUCUUGCUAGCUUGUAAUGUGAAAUAUUACUUUUAAUUCAUUGACAUAAUCAAGCAUUGACAUAUUUAUAUGCUCUUCGCCUUUUUAAUUAACUAUUGAUGUUGUAACUAUAUAUGUAAACUUUAUAUACUCUUAAUUACUACUUUAGUGGAUGAAAAUCAAAUUGAGAAUACAUGUGAAUUAGAGAGAGAAAUUUAUUUGAAGUUGUUGUAUUUUACAAAAUGAAUAGAUUCUAGCUUAUAUACUAUUGAAACUGAAAA
Molecule: messenger RNA, 1074 nt
Organism: Cicer arietinum (chickpea)
Lineage: Eukaryota; Viridiplantae; Streptophyta; Magnoliopsida; Fabales; Fabaceae
Biological process (GO): regulation of DNA-templated transcription
Molecular function (GO): sequence-specific DNA binding; DNA-binding transcription factor activity
Source: RefSeq, a predicted model, not a curated record